AGGUUUGUUAUUUUAUCGUCGCAAUAUAUCUUGGUUACUUUAAGUUAACUUACUUUGGUUUCUAAACUUAACUAGCAACCGAGGUAUUUUGGCGCAAUUGUGAACCUUAUGUCAAUUUGACCUGUCUUGUCAGUUAACCCAAAACUUUGAUUGUAAAAUUGACUAAUUAUUUAUUAGAUAAAAACAAUAUAAAGAUACAGAAGAUAAGCAGUAUUAUUAUUAAAUUUGGCACUUAUUUUGAAUGCUUGCACCAUUACAAUGGUAUUGCAAAGAUAUUUACUUAGCGCAACAAGACAGUGCAUAUCAAGGAGAAGAAUACUAGGAUCACUCAGACAAACAUUUUGCGAGCUUCGCUACUCAUAUUCAUCAGACUCAACAAGGAAAUACACAGAUAGACAUGAAUGGGUGGUUGUUGAAAAGGAUAUUGGUACAGUGGGCAUAAGUAAUUAUGCUCAAGAAUCGCUUGGAGAUAUUGUGUUUGCACAACUACCAGACCUGGGCAGUGAAAUAAAGGCAGGUGAUGAAUGUGGGGCAUUGGAAAGUGUUAAAGCAGCUAGUGAAAUAUAUUCACCAGUCUCCGGUACAAUUACAGAGAAGAACAGUGAAGUUGAAAACAAACCAGGUUUGAUCAACACAUCAUGUUUCGAAAAAGGAUGGCUCUUCAAAUUGAAAUUAUCAAAUCCUGAUGAAUUAAAUGAGUUGAUGAACGAAGAACAAUAUGAGAAGUUCCUUAAAAGUGAUGUGGAUAAAGACCACUAAUAUGUUAAGUUGUUGAUUUUUUGUUAUAAUUUUUAGUUGUUCUAAAAUGAUUUAAUAUAAUUUAGCAAUCUCAA
Messenger RNA from Papilio xuthus (Asian swallowtail), 833 nucleotides. It is a transcript of the gene ppl, whose product is annotated as glycine cleavage system H protein, mitochondrial. The transcript is spliced from 2 exons. Lineage: Eukaryota; Metazoa; Arthropoda; Insecta; Lepidoptera; Papilionidae. Bases 259 to 759 code for a protein of 166 amino acids. The record is from RefSeq and is a predicted model, not a curated record. Gene Ontology annotation, cellular component: mitochondrion; glycine cleavage complex; cytoplasm. Gene Ontology annotation, biological process: glycine decarboxylation via glycine cleavage system; protein lipoylation.